GACUCGUGCCAUCUUGCGGACUCCCUGUGUACUGAUAUCUAUGCGCAAGCGCAACCCCCAGCUUGCCAUCUGAUUCAAACAAUUAAAACGGACGGUGGGAUCUCAUGUUGUUGUAGUCUGCGGAACUUACAGUUUGUAUAGCGAAGAGAACGAUAAACUCUUCAAAUUGUUAAGAUGGCUGAAGGAGCAGACCUUACUGGAAUGUUCUCCAGUGUCCGAAUGACGGAAAUGAGAGAUGGCUUUGCGAAAUUUGCUAAGAACAACAAAAUUUCUUGCGACGACUUUGCAGCCGUUAUGAAGGAAUGCGGCGAACAUGUUCCGGGCUACAAACUAAGACAGGUCGUCCAGGACGUUAAAAAAGAAAACGAGGGUCAAAUAGAUUUUAUUCUCUUUUUAAAAUUGUUCAAGGAUUUGUCCAUUAAAGCUGCUGGUGGGGAUUUUAAGAAAGCAGUAGAUAAGAGAGAAGGAGUGAAAGAGGUAGGAGGCGAUUCGUCAGCUUCGGCCGAAGGGACGAGACAUUCGCUAACAGACGACGAGAGGAUCGGGUUCACUGACUGGAUAAACUCCUGUCUAGGAGAUGACGAGGAUCUGAAAGGCAAAUAUCUACCUAUAUCCGAAGAAGCACAGGAUGGCUUAUUCAAUGCAGUAAAGGAUGGAGUUGUGAUGUGCAAGCUGAUCAACUGGUCCGUUCCCCAUACGAUAGACGAGCGAGCUAUCAACAUGAAGAAACUCAACGUUUACACAAUCCAUGAAAACCAAACUUUAGUGCUGAACUCCGCCAUGGCAAUAGGCUGUAACAUUGUGAAUAUUGGGGCAGAAGACUUGAUCGAGGGCAAGCCCCACCUCGUGCUAGGGCUAAUGUGGCAAGUUAUCAGGAUCGGUUUGUUUGCCAAGAUUACUAUUCAAAACUGCCCAGGUUUGGUUCAGUUGCUUCAUGAUCACGAAGAGCUGGAUGACUUGCGUCGUCUUGCACCCGAAGACAUCCUACUCAGGUGGUUCAACUUUCAGCUAGAGGACGCCGGACACCACCGACGAGUUAACAACUUUAGCUCAGACAUCAGCGAUGCAGAGAAUUAUAGUGUCCUACUUAAUAAGAUAGCUCCGCCCGAACUGGGCAUAGACACACCGCAUGUAAGCGAAUCCGACCCCACAAAACUGGCUGAGCUUGUUCUCACUAACGCUGACAAAAUGGCAUGCCGCAAGUUCGUGCGGGCGAAGGAUGUGGUUAAAGGGAACGCUAAGCUGAACCUGGCGUUCGUUUGUAACCUGUUUAACACGUUUCCGUGCCUGGAGCCAGUUGAGCACGAGAUGACGGACAUCGAGGAGACAAGAGAGGAGAAGACAUUCAGGAACUGGAUCAACAGUCUUGGUAUAAAGCCGUUCGUGCAGAACCUCUACUUGGACCUGGAUGACGGCAUGAUCCUAUUCCAGCUCUUUGACCAGGUUCAACCCGGGAUCGUCAACUAUGACAAGGUAAACAAACCCCCAUUCAAGAAAAUGGGCGCGAAGAUGAAAAAGCUAGAAAACUGCAACUACGCAAUUAGCGUAGCUGAUCUGCUGAAGUUCUCGUUGGUGGGUGUUGGCGGCAAGGAUAUCAAUGACGGCAACAAGAUGCUAAUCCUCGCGCUGCUUUGGCAGACCAUGCGCGCAUACACUCUGACGGUACUGCAGAAGUGCGCGGGCUCAGAGAAACCUGUAACUGAGGCUGAGAUUGUGGUCUGGGUGAACGAGAAGCUUAGCUCGGCGGGAAAAGCCACCACCAUCACAGGGAUGAAGGAUCCAGAGAUCAAGACGAGCAAGUGCGUGCUGGAUCUAAUCGACGCCAUCAAGCCUAAGGCGAUCAACUACUCUAUGGUGAACGCUGGUGAGUGCCAGGAAGACGCCUUCCUCAACGCCAAGUACGCCAUCUCCAUGGCCAGGAAGGUUGGCGCCCGUGUUUACGCCCUACCCGAGGACCUGGUGGAGGGAAAAAGUAAGAUGGUUAUGACGGUAUUCGCGUGUUUGAUGGCAAGAGGACUCGAGAACAAAUGAUCUCCACGGUGGACUCGUCAUCUUAAACUCGUCAAACUCAUUAAACUGUUUCAUUCACUUAACGUACGUCUUUAUGUGUAAAUGUUCUGACAAAUGACCGAAGACACCCUUACUUAGUGGCGGACCGUUGGAUAAUCAAGGAAGGGGCGGCAGGAAUUUUCGCGCAGAUGAUCAUAAGUGUUGUUGUGUCAAAGCUGGUUGUUUCGCUAUGCCAUUUUGGUUUCGGUUAUUUUGUGGGUAAUUUGACUACCUACGGUCACUCCAUACAAAGCACGAGUAAUGUAACAAUAAAGUCUCAUUUUUUUC
This is a messenger RNA of Nematostella vectensis (starlet sea anemone), 2337 nucleotides long. Its product is annotated as fimbrin. Gene Ontology annotation, molecular function: actin filament binding. The record is from RefSeq and is a predicted model, not a curated record. Gene Ontology annotation, biological process: actin filament network formation; actin filament bundle assembly. Lineage: Eukaryota; Metazoa; Cnidaria; Anthozoa; Actiniaria; Edwardsiidae. Bases 175 to 2031 code for a protein of 618 amino acids. Gene Ontology annotation, cellular component: actin filament bundle; cytoplasm; actin filament. The transcript is spliced from 5 exons.